GACCCAAUCCUCGCUUGCAGCCACAGAGCCAAAUGAGCCCAGCCAUGUCCCCUGUCCUCCAACCCCAUGUCACUCCAGACAGCUUCUUUCACACAACAUCCCCGCAGCCGACAUCCGCCAAUUCGCCCCUAGCCCCGGUCCUAGUCUAUUUUAUAUCGGGAAACCCGGGUCUCAUCUCCUAUUACCACCCCUUCCUCACCCUCCUGUCUGACAAGCUCCAAUCCCUCAGCACCAACCAGGAGAGCCCUCAUGCAUUCCACAUCCAUGGCCACAGCCUAGCCGGCUUCGAAGUAUUACCCCAAGACCCCCCACCCCCGGAGCACUACCACGACGUGGAAGAGCAGAUCUGCUUCAUCCAGAACCAACUCGACCACUUCGUGCAAGGCACGCACACCCCAACAGCGCCCAAACCACGCGUGAUCAUCAUGGGCCAUUCCGUGGGCACUUACAUUGCCAUGGAGGUGAUCCGGAGACAUCGUGAACGAUCCUCCUCCGCUGCUCCCAUCAACUUCGACAUCAUCGGCGGCGUCAUGCUCUUCCCUACCGUGAUGGACAUUGCCAAAUCCCCAUCCGGAAAGCAUUUGACUACCCUCCUAUCCUUCAUCCCCCAACUAGCACUAAUCGUGAGCAUCUUCGCCCGGAUCCUCACCACCCUUCUCCCGGACUUCGCUCUCCGUGCUCUCGUAAAAAGCUUCAUGGGCUCUCCGCCCCCUCAAGCCAUCGACACGACCUGCGCUUUUCUGAAGAGUAAGAAGGGCGUGAGACAGGCCUUACACAUGGCCGCCGACGAAAUGCGCACCAUCACGGCCGACAAAUGGGCCGAUGAGGUAUGGGGAAUUUCCUCAUCUGCAGAGGAGCCUCUCUCUCGCAUGUUCUUCUAUUUUGGGCGGAAUGAUCAUUGGGUUGCGGAGCAGACGAGAGACGAGAUUAUGGAGGCUAAGGGGAAGGGCAAGGGGGAAGGGGGGCCGACGAUGGUGGUUUGUGAGGAUGGGCUGCCGCAUGCGUUUUGUUUACGUGAGUACUCCGUAUCUCAGUUUGGUUGUGAUGAUUCCUUUUGGUUUUGGUCCCUGGUGGUUUGGUGCGCUGGGUGCUGAUUUUGGGGUGAUGGGUGUACAGGCCAUAGUGAGGUUACGGCGAGGAAGGUGGCCGGGAUGGUGAUGGAUAUUGUGGCUGGGUGAGUACUGGGUUGCAUGGUUGGGAUUACGGAGUAUAGACUAGAGACUUCCGAGGUGACGGGUCUAGAGAAUAAUGGUGAAGAUUGUAUAGCUGUAUGCUCAUGGGUAUCUCGUGACGAAGAUCAACAGGGAAGAAUCAUGUCAAAGAGCCAGUAGCGCCGCACU
Molecule: messenger RNA, 1340 nt
Organism: Aspergillus ibericus CBS 121593
Lineage: Eukaryota; Fungi; Ascomycota; Eurotiomycetes; Eurotiales; Aspergillaceae
Product: bifunctional triacylglycerol lipase/ester hydrolase
Exons: 3
Coding region: 45-1094 (349 amino acids)
Biological process (GO): lipid storage
Cellular component (GO): lipid droplet
Molecular function (GO): lipase activity
Source: RefSeq, a predicted model, not a curated record